CCACACUCGGGUCGCUCCUCGGCCGCCUAGACUGGCCUACAUGAGCAAUGACGUGGGUGGAAGAGUGAAGAGAGUUUCAUCGAGUCUUCUCUCCUUGACAGAAGAACAGACGAAAUCUAUAAAUACACGAAUCGUUACUGCCCAAGUGUAACACGAUCUCAAUCCAUCAACUCAACUCACCAAAAAGAACCCAGCUUUCAGCAAAAUCAACCGAGAUGGCAGCAACCCAAAUCCCAGUAGUGGUUCUUGAAUCCUCCGAUGGCCGCAGGACCAUGCCUGUGCUUGGCUUCGGCACAGCAUCCAACAAUUUACAACCAGAGGUUUUGAUAGAAGCUGUUCUCGAGGCCAUCAAGCUCGGUUACCGCCACUUUGACACGGCUUCCGUGUACGGCUCGGAGCAGAGUCUGGGAGAAGCCAUAGCCCAAGCACUCAAACUCGACCUCGUGGCUUCUCGGGACGAGCUCUUCAUCACUUCCAAGCUUUGGUGUAAUGAUGCUCACCCUGAUUUGGUUCUUCCUGCUCUAAAGAAAUCGCUUCAGUCUCUUCAAUUGGAGUACCUUGAUCUGUAUCUGAUUCACUGGCCCAUCAGUGGCACGCCUGGGAAAUCGGUGGAAUUUCCCAAGGAGAAGGACCAAAUGCCGAUGGACUUCAAGGGUGUGUGGGGAGCCAUGGAAGAAGCUCAGAGACUUGGCCUCACCAAAUCCAUUGGAAUCAGUAAUUUCUCUACCAAGAAGACUGAGAAUAUGCUCUCUUUUGCUACUAUUCCUCCUUCAGUCAACCAAGUUGAGAUGAGCCCAUUUUGGCAACAAAAGAAGCUCAGAGACUUCUGCAAGGCCAACGGUAUGGUUGUGACUGCCUUCUCCCCAUUGGGUGCCAUAGGAGCCAGUUGGGGUACCAAUCAUGUUCUCGAAAGCAAAGUGCUCAAUGAAAUCGCCGAGGCUCGGGGAAAGACUGUUGUUCAGGUGUGCAUUAGAUGGGUUUAUCAGGUAGGAGCAACUCUUGCAGUGAAGAGCUACAACAAGGAGAGGUUGAAGCAGAAUGUGCAGGUGUUCGACUGGGAACUAACAGAAGAGGAUCUUGAGAAGAUCAAUCAAAUCCCACAGCACAAAAUGAUGGUUCGAGAAGAAGAGUUGGUUACGGCUACCGGACCAUACAAGUCCCUUGAUGAGUUAUGGGAUGGAGAGUAUUAACUUUACACACUAUGAAAAUGUAUGUUUAUUUGUAUAAAAAUAAGGUGCCAGGUCUCCGCCUGCUUGGCUGCUUCUGUGUUUAAUUGCUGCACUUGUUUUUUUUUUUUCUGUUCUGAGAGUGGUUUCCCGUGGCCCUGAUCAUUGUUGAUUUAGGUUGGGAACAAUCUUUCCUUUGUGUAAGUUUGGGCUAUGUUAUUCCAUCUUCUUGGGCUUGCUCUUUGUCAA
Rosa rugosa (rugosa rose) is the source of this 1415-nucleotide messenger RNA. Its product is annotated as non-functional NADPH-dependent codeinone reductase 2-like. The record is from RefSeq and is a predicted model, not a curated record. Gene Ontology annotation, molecular function: aldose reductase (NADPH) activity. Gene Ontology annotation, cellular component: cytosol. NCBI's taxonomy places the organism in Eukaryota, Viridiplantae, Streptophyta, Magnoliopsida, Rosales, Rosaceae. The transcript is spliced from 4 exons. Bases 216 to 1190 code for a protein of 324 amino acids.